Pteropus alecto (black flying fox) is the source of this 4674-nucleotide messenger RNA. It is a transcript of the gene ECE1, whose product is annotated as endothelin converting enzyme 1. Lineage: Eukaryota; Metazoa; Chordata; Mammalia; Chiroptera; Pteropodidae. Gene Ontology annotation, biological process: peptide hormone processing. The transcript has 19 exons. The coding region runs from base 16 to 2334 and encodes 772 amino acids. Gene Ontology annotation, molecular function: metalloendopeptidase activity. The record is from RefSeq and is a predicted model, not a curated record. Gene Ontology annotation, cellular component: plasma membrane.
GAUGGCAGAAAGGAGAUGAUGCUCAGCCCCUCUGGGCUCUGGUUCCUGCUGCCGCUGCGGCUAGAGAGAAUCCUGUGGUUUUGUGAUUCCCCGGUGUCCCCAGCUGAUCCUGGGGCAGGAGGCGGCCACGGGAAGGAGAUGUCGACCUACAAGCGUGCCACGCUGGACGAGGAGGACCUGGUGGACUCGCUCUCCGAGGGCGACGGCUACCCAAAUGGUCUGCAGGUGAACUUCCGCAGCCCCCGGAGCGGCCAGAGGUGCUGGGCUGCACGGACCCAGGUGGAGAAGCGGCUGGUGGUGCUGGUGGCACUUCUGGCAGCAGGGCUGGUGGCCUGCUUCACAGCUCUGGGCAUCCAGUAUCAGACAAGAACCCCCUCAGUGUGCCUAAGCCAGGCCUGUGUCUCAGUGACCAGCUCCAUCUUGAAUUCCAUGGACCCCACGGUGGACCCCUGCCAGGACUUCUUCACCUAUGCCUGUGGUGGAUGGAUCAAAGCCAACCCUGUGCCUGAUGGUCACUCACGCUGGGGGACCUUCAGCAACCUCUGGGAGCAUAAUCAAGCCAUCAUCAAGCACCUCCUCGAGAAGCUGCUCAGCGUCUCAGCGCCCCAGCUCUUCACCUACAAACUCGGGGGCUGGAACAUCACAGGGCCCUGGGACAAAGACAAUUUCCAGGACAUCCUGCAGGUGGUCACCUCCCACUACCGCACCUCACCCUUCUUCUCUGUCUACGUCAGUGCAGACUCCAAGAACUCCAACAGCAACGUGAUCCAGGUGGACCAGUCUGGCCUGGGUUUACCCUCACGGGACUAUUACCUGAACAAAACCGAAAAUGAGAAGGUACUGACAGGAUACCUGAACUACAUGAUCCAACUGGGGAAGCUGCUGGGCGGAGGGGACGAGGAUGCCAUCCGGCCCCAGAUGCAGCAGAUCCUGGACUUUGAGACAGCUCUGGCCAACAUCACCAUCCCCCAGGAGAAGCGCCGGGACGAGGAGCUCAUCUACCACAAAGUGACAGCGGCCGAGCUGCAGACCUUGGCCCCCGCCAUCAACUGGCUGCCCUUCCUCAACACCAUCUUCUACCCCGUGGAGAUCAACGAAUCGGAGCCUAUUGUUGUCUAUGACAAGGAGUACCUCGGGCAGGUCUCCACCCUCAUCAACAGCACUGACAAAUGCACUGUCUGGUGUCCUAUGACCAACCUCAGGUAUUGUAACCUGGUGCGAAAGACAAGCACCUUCCUCGAUCAGCGCUUUCAAGACGCCGAUGAGAAGUUUAUGGAAGUCAUGUAUGGGACCAAGAAGACCUGUCUUCCUCGCUGGAAGUUUUGCGUGAGUGACACAGAAAACAACUUGGGCUUCGCCCUGGGCCCCAUGUUUGUCAAAGAGACCUUCGCCGAAGACAGCAAGAACAUAGCCAGUGAGAUAAUCCUGGAGAUCAAGAAGGCGUUUGAGGAAAGCCUGAGCACCCUGAAGUGGAUGGAUGAAGACACUCGGAAAUCAGCCAAAGAAAAGGCGGAUGCAAUCUACAACAUGAUAGGCUACCCCAACUUCAUCAUGGACCCCAAGGAGCUGGACAAAGUGUUCAAUGACUACACUGCAGUUCCGGACCUCUACUUCGAGAAUGCCAUGCGGUUUUUCAACUUCUCCUGGAGGGUCACCGCGGACCAGCUCAGGAAAGCUCCCAACAGAGACCAGUGGAGCAUGACCCCCCCCAUGGUGAACGCUUACUACUCACCCACCAAGAACGAGAUUGUGUUUCCGGCCGGAAUCCUGCAGGCCCCAUUCUACACCCGCUCUUCACCCAAGGCCUUAAAUUUUGGUGGCAUCGGUGUCGUCGUGGGCCACGAGCUGACUCAUGCUUUUGAUGAUCAAGGACGGGAGUAUGACAAGGACGGGAACCUGCGGCCCUGGUGGAAGAACUCAUCCGUGGAGGCUUUCAAGCGGCAGACGGAGUGCAUGGUGGAGCAGUACGGCAACUACAGCGUGAACGGGGAGCCGGUGAACGGCCGGCACACGCUGGGCGAGAACAUCGCCGACAACGGGGGCCUCAAGGCGGCCUAUCGGGCCUACCAGAACUGGGUGAAGAAGAAUGGGGCCGAGCAGACAUUGCCCACCCUGGGUCUCACCAAUAACCAGCUCUUCUUCCUGGGGUUUGCACAGGUCUGGUGCUCCGUCCGCACGCCCGAGAGCACCCACGAAGGCCUCAUCACUGAUCCCCACAGCCCCUCCCGCUUCCGGGUCAUCGGCUCUGUCUCCAACUCGAAGGAGUUCCCCGAACACUUCCACUGCCCGCCCGGCUCACCCAUGAACCCGCGUCACAAGUGUGAAGUCUGGUGAGGGGCAAAGCACCAAGGACCACAGUGGACGAGGGUGCAGGGCUGAGGACGAGCCCUCGGGUGGAACCCACAAGGCUGCCUCCUCCAUCCAGUGCCCAGGGUGCCACCCGGCUCCCUUGGCCACCCAGGGCCCCCUACCCCACACUGGAGGGUUUUCAGCGGGAACCGAGCCUGUGAUGUGGCUCCUCGGCAUAACCCAAGAUUCGAUCCCCUGCGAAGACCCUGUCAUCCCAGCACACGUGCGCCAACUCUAAUGGGCUUUUGGGUGUCGGACUGGUUGCUCGCCAGGCCUGGGCCCCCCCAACAGGGGCAGUGGGACGCAGCCCCAUGCCCACCUCCAGCGCCAGGUGCACCACAAAUACCACUGUGUCACAUGCUUUAAAGAUAUAUUUUUGGGGAAACUAUUUUUUAAACGUCGUGGAAUACACUGGAAAUCUUCAGGGAGAUUAUGCAUUUAAAACACUUUUUUUUUUUUUUUUUUUUUAAGGAAAGGAUUGGUAUAUUUAUUACGUUCUGUUUUUCUAAAUAUCCUGUGGACGAGGGAAGCCCCACUGAUCGAUGCCCUUUCUCUUCCUCACUCGCUGCAAGGUUGGGCUGAGGCAGUGAUCCCCAGGCCACUGAGCUGGUCCCCAAAUGGAUGGCUGCCUCUGUCCUCGAGAUAUACCAUGUCAGCCUCCCUCCAUCACCUGGUUCUGGGGUCACCCUGUGCAGAGAGGAAAGGCAUGGAGGCCAGCUUGGGGAGGCCCAGCUCCUUGGCACCACCCCUCUUGGUGUGCCCACCUCUGUCCCCAGAGUCCUAACAAUGGGAACCCCAGCAAAGAAGGUCUGAUCCCCAAAGUCACAGUAGGGGACUAAUGGCUGCAGCAGCACUGUACUAGGACAAGGCCCUCAAACCGAGGCUGGGGUACCCGAGCACCCUGGCUCUGCACCACAGGACCUCGGCAAGGCUGAGACCCCCACCCCCAUCAGACUCUCGCCUGUGCCAUAGACACCCUCUUUUCAUCCCUCCUCUUUUGUCUGCCCCGGGGACCUGUUACUUCUCCGCAACAACACCCCCACCCCAGCCCCUUCCAGGUCUGCCUUGCCGACCCUCUUCCCCAAGGGAGGAAAAAGAGAAAACAGCUCUCAUCUCCCACAGGGCCCAGAUACUCCCUCUGAGCGCCGUCCUCCAGCCCCUGCCCUGUUCUCUAGUGCCUUAGCUGAGGCGACAGCCCUGGGCACCACCCCAAGGAGACAGCCCCUUGCCCCCAGGGCCCCUUGGCCUCCUCAGCAAAGCCUCCAAGUGUCCUGAUUGGAACAUAAGGCCAUACCUCCUACUCCCAGUGCCCACAGAGCUGCCUGUCACAGCAGCACAGAAGCUCUGACCUAAGGUCAGUAACACCGAAGUCAGGCGUCUGAAUGACCCCUGAACGUGCCCUGGGCCCCCAUCCCACCCUCAGCCCUUUGGGUGGAAUUAAGACAGUACUUGUAGCUAGAUGGACUCCUCUUCUUGGGGAUACUCUCAGCCCUGGGAGUCUCUGAGGGGCAGGUGCGUCCAACCCCGUCGGUCUGGCCUGUGGUGUCAGGGGACCAGGAAUGUCAUAGCCUCCCUGGGGCCACAGUUCAGUAGCUCCUCAGGUGUUGCUGAUUGCAGCCUUGCUCUGGUCCUCUGGGGAAACAGGCACUAUGACCAGUGUCCACCGUGGCUCUCCCAUCUCAGGGGCCCAGGCCACCCGGCCAGGCCCCUCUCCCACAGGCACUCACCCAGAAAGCCAGGUCCUCCUUGCCUCAGGAGGAGCAGCAGCUCAGCCACUGCCUCACUCACCUUCGGCUCAGCCUGGGAGCUGGAGCAGGGGUGUUGGGUGUGGGUUCCUGAUGAGGCCCAUGUUCCCUGAAACAGCAGGCCUGUAGCUCUUCAGCGGAAAGGUAGGACGGGGGCCAGACAAGAAGCUAGAGUCGGGAGCCUGCCACACGCACCUUGCCACACUUUCCCAGUCCUGGCGCUCUCGUGCCUACUGUCCCCCACCCUCCUGCCUUCUGGCCUGGCCUACGGAGAGUCACAGCCCUGGAGAUGUCAGCACCAUGGACUGGGACCUUCCACGAGCCAGAGGGAAUUGUAGACAGCACUCACUGCUUUGAGGUGCGGCCCUGGAGGGGUGAGGGGAACGCAGGGAGGAGGGCCCAGCCCAGGAGGAAUGGAGAAACCCCCUCCCCUUAAGCCCAGGGAGCCAAAAGGCUGGCUUCUCUGCAGGUACAUGGACAUGGGCUUUAGAGCUGGGAAUCUAUUUUUUGUAUUAUUGUUUGUGCUAUUGUAGUUUUUGGUGUGGCAAUAUUGUAAUUGAAAUAAAGUACUUGUACUGAG